This is a messenger RNA of Prunus persica (peach), 910 nucleotides long. RefSeq names its product non-specific lipid transfer protein GPI-anchored 2. The coding region runs from base 189 to 866 and encodes 225 amino acids. The record is from RefSeq and is a predicted model, not a curated record. The transcript is spliced from 3 exons. Lineage: Eukaryota; Viridiplantae; Streptophyta; Magnoliopsida; Rosales; Rosaceae.
UUGGAAAAAAAAACUACCUACUGUCAACUGCCUCCGAAAGCCUAAAACUUGGGUAGUUGGUUAGAUAGAGAUCACAUUCUUUUCGUUAUUAAACAAACUUAACAGACUUCACACGGAAGCCAGAAAGGGUACUUUCGGAAAAUCAAUAUUCCUCUGUUUCCCGCCAUUUCUCUCUCAACACUCAAAGCAUGAUCACCACCACCACCGCCCUGCACCAGUGGCUCAUGGCCUUCGUCCUAGCCUGGACACUCGUCGUUCUAUCCGCAGCAGCAGCAGAACCGCCGCCGCAGCCAGGUUGCGCCGACGAGCUCGUGAGGUUCUCGCCGUGCCUUCCGUACGUGUCGUCUCCUCCCAACAACCUCUCCGACUCGGCCCCACCCAAGUGCUGCGACGCAUUGUCGUCGUCGUUUGAGUCCGGCGAGGCCUUGUGCCUCUGCUACUUGAUCCAGGACCCUCCGAUGCUUGGGUUUCCGGUGAACGAGACUCGCGUUCUGUCUCUGUCUUCUACUUGCCCUCUCAGCAACAAUGGCACAAGCACAAAGAGCGCUGAUAAUUCUUUGGAGUCGCUCUGCUCAGGGUCGCCUGAACUCCCUCCUCUCCGCAGCUCAACGACUUCAGGGAUUUCAUGUCCUUCUCCUUCUCCUUCUGGAGCUGACAAUGCUUCAUCUCCUUUGAUGAGCUUACCAUCAGAAUCAACAAACAGUUCAAGCUUGCUGCCGGGAAAGAGAUCGCCGACGACAACUCCACCAAGCUCAGCAGUAGAACCAGCUAGGGUGUCUACAGCAAUGAAGCAAAUUUGCAGAAGCAAUACUUGGUUUCUACCUGCCGUACUGAUUUUUCUUGUUCCCAUCUCCACUCACCUAUAGUACUAAGCUCAUCUGAUCAUACACCUAAUCAAGCAUACUUGUGU